This is a messenger RNA of Sebastes umbrosus (honeycomb rockfish), 2132 nucleotides long. It is a transcript of the gene kbtbd13, whose product is annotated as kelch repeat and BTB (POZ) domain containing 13. Gene Ontology annotation, molecular function: protein binding. Bases 245 to 1792 code for a protein of 515 amino acids. The record is from RefSeq and is a predicted model, not a curated record. NCBI's taxonomy places the organism in Eukaryota, Metazoa, Chordata, Actinopteri, Perciformes, Sebastidae. The transcript has a single exon.
UUCAGCUGUUCCACAACUGUCAGCCACAAACAAAGAGCUGACAUAAAUCGUCAGCACAUUCACAGCUACCCCGCCGUUAUCCGGCUCCCAUUUCUCCUCUGGCUGCAUGUCAUCAUAAUGUACUGAACCGUGUCACACGUCCGCCUGCUAUGUAUAGCAGUCUGUUCUCAGAGCUGUGAAUAAACUCUUGUCAGCUAGCAUCUGUUCUGGAGAGGAGCUACUCGGUCUCACCGGCAGUAUUUUGAUGUGCAGUAUUUCGAUCGGGAUCAAAGCUUUUCUUGUGAGCGUGCAGUUCAGCUGGGAUGUAAUGAAGAUCCACGACAGGGAAGUGAUGGAGUCCGACAGCUGUCCACACUUCAGCCAGCAGCCAUCGGACAGCCUGAGGGUCAACAUUGACGACAGCUCUUUCACUGUGGAUAAAGCCGUUCUGGCGGAGAACUGUGAGUACUUCAGAGCGUUGUUCCAGUCAGGAAUGAGGGAGUGCCAACAGGAAGAGGUCCACCUGCAAUGUGUGGGGGUUCUGGGGUUUCUGGUCAUGCUGCGGGUCCUUGAUGGGGAGCGACCCGUGCUGAGCAGCGACCAGAUCGUGGGCGCCAUCGAGUGUACGGCUUUUUUGCAGGUGCCCGCUCUCACCAAGCACUUGACCAACAUCGUCAAUUCUGAAAACUGCCUGCUCAUGUACCACACGGCCGCCACCUACGGCGUGUGGGAGCUCUCCCACACUUCAGCCUUGUUCAUCAGAGAUAUGUACACUGACCUGAAGGAGCAUGUUCGCGCCUUACCCAACAAGCUGGUAGAGUACAUAGAGUCUCUUCUCCCGAGUAGCUACUUGGCGGUGUGCAGCCACUCGCCGUCCACAGAGCUGCUGCAGGACUUCCAGAGGACCGUCUGCUACCUGGACGAAGACAAGGGAGAGUGGAAGGUCCUCACGCAUCUACCUGUGAGCACGAGCACCACGAUGGCAGGUGUGGCCGUCCUGGACAACAAACUGUACAUCGUCGGAGGAGUGCUUGAUGUAAGCAAGAAGGUAGUAGAGACUGGUUUCUGUUACAACCCUGCAUUCAACACAUGGACCACCAUCUGUGGCUCCCAGCAGCUACGCUACAACGUCACUCUGAUAGGUCACGAGGGCUGCCUCUACGCCCUAGGAGGUGAGUACGACACGAAGGCCCUGUCGUCUGUGGAGAGAUACAGGGUGUCUAGUGGAAGCUGGGCUUUUGUCUCCCCCCUCCCCUGCCCUGCAGCCUUGGUGGUGUCCGCUGUAGCUAUGAACAGGAUCUUUAUCUGUCUUUGGAAAGGUAAGGGGGCCACGGAUAUACACGAGUACGUGUCCGAACGGGACCAGUGGCGUCUGGUCACCACGCUCAUCCGUGAGCACAGUUACGGUCUUCACAUGGUGGCCCAUAAGGAUAAUCUGUAUGUGAUGCGUAAUGGACCCUGUGAUGACUUCUUACUGUGCGUGAUGGACUGUUACAACCUGAGCUCAGGCCAGUGGAUGGCCAUGUCCGGCCAGUACGGGAACAGUAAAGGCUCUCUGCUCACCGCCGUGGUCAGAGGAGACUCUGUGUUCACACUCAGCCGGCAGGUGACCACAGAGUACACCGUAGAGGAUCGCAAAUGGACGGUGAAGCGUGAGAUGAAAGGUUUUGGCAGGAUUGGAUCCAUAUAUACAUUUCUGAUGAGGCUGCCUAAAGCCCCCGUCUCCCCCGUGGGAAACUCUUCGGAUGUGACUCAGGACCAAAACGUCAGAGACUGUCCCAGAUUCUCCCCACAAUGCUCUGAUAACCUGUAAGAGCUGCAGACAGAGCUUGUCCAGGCUUGUUACUAUGCACUAUGUGGUAGAAGGGAAAAAAAGGUGAAGAAUAAAAUGAUGACCCAAACCGUCUUUUGUAAACAUCCAUCACAGUUUAUAGACUCACUGUAUGAUGAUCAUGAGGGGUUACUCUUUGUGUAAUCUGGCUAAACUGCUCGUACAUCGUCGUGGGAAUAUCACAGAGUUUGCAGAUCACACAGCAAUGAUUUGGUAACUGAUAGAAAUGAUGAACAAAACUACAAAAUUCAUGUCUUUUAUAUUAUAAAGCAGGUUUAAGUGCUUUAUUAUUGCUGUUAAACUAUCAAAACGAUCAAUAUAC